Antrostomus carolinensis (chuck-will's-widow) is the source of this 951-nucleotide messenger RNA. It is a transcript of the gene GLA, whose product is annotated as galactosidase alpha. The record is from RefSeq and is a predicted model, not a curated record. Gene Ontology annotation, cellular component: cytoplasm. Gene Ontology annotation, biological process: oligosaccharide metabolic process; glycoside catabolic process. Gene Ontology annotation, molecular function: alpha-galactosidase activity. The transcript has 6 exons. The annotation marks the transcript as partial. NCBI's taxonomy places the organism in Eukaryota, Metazoa, Chordata, Aves, Caprimulgiformes, Caprimulgidae.
CGGCUCCAGGCCGACCCGAAGCGCUUCCCCAGCGGCAUCCGCAAGCUGGCUGACUACGUCCACUCCAAGGGGCUGAAGCUUGGAAUCUACAGUGAUGUUGGCAACAAGACAUGUGCUGGCUUUCCUGGCAGUUACAACCACUAUGACCUGGACGCCCAAACAUUUGCCUCCUGGGGCGUGGACCUGCUGAAGUUUGAUGGCUGCAACUCUGGCACGCUGGAGCUGCUGGCAGAAGGUUACAGGCGCAUGUCUCUGGCCCUGAACAAGACUGGAAGGAGCAUUGUGUACUCCUGUGAGUGGCCUUUCUACUUGAGGCCUGUGCAGCAGCCCAAUUACACGGAGAUCAAACAGUACUGCAAUCACUGGAGGAACUUUUUUGAUGUCUAUGACUCCUGGAGCAGCAUCAAGAGUAUCUUGGACUGGACAGCACUUCACCAGGACAGCAUUGUGAAGAUAGCUGGGCCAGGAGGCUGGAAUGAUCCUGACAUGCUGGUGAUUGGAAACUUUGGGCUGAGCUGGGACCAGGCGGUGACUCAGAUGGCGAUGUGGGCUAUUAUGGCAGCUCCCCUCUUCAUGUCCAAUGACCUGCGGCACAUCAGUCCUGAGGCCAAGUGGCUGCUCCAGAACAAAGAGGUGAUCGCCAUCAACCAGGAUCCACUGGGCAAGCAGGGAUACCAGAUCACCAAGGACAAGAACUUUGAGCUGUGGGAGCGGCCCCUGUCUGGACGAGCCUACGCUGUGGCGGUGCUGAACCAGCAGGAGAUUGGGGGACCCCAGAACUUCACCUUCUCCUUCACCUUCCUCGGCAAUGGGCUUGCUUGCAACCCAGCAUGCUCAGUCCGGCAGGUCCUGCCAGCUAGCAGAGACUGGGGGGUUUACAGCUGGGUCUCCUCCCUCAGCGUGGAGGUGAACCCAACAGGCACUGUGCUGCUGAAAUUAACAGCACUAUAG